Messenger RNA from Salvia hispanica, 1422 nucleotides. Lineage: Eukaryota; Viridiplantae; Streptophyta; Magnoliopsida; Lamiales; Lamiaceae. The record is from RefSeq and is a predicted model, not a curated record.
AUGGUGAAGGCAAUUGUUGAUUCAAUUGUUAUUUUAAUUAGAGACAUUCCAGAUGCGAAAGAAGGUGGACUCCUGCACUUAUGUGAAUUCAUUGAGGAUUGCGAAUUCACAUAUCUUUCUACCCAGAUACUUCACUUUAUUGGAAAUGAGGGACCCAAGACCUCGGAUCCUAGCAAAUAUAUCCGCUAUAUUUACAAUCGAGUUAUACUCGAGAAUGCUACUGUGCGAGCCAGCGCCGUCAGCACACUGGCAAAAUUUGGUGCCCUGGUUGAUUCCCUGAAGCCUCGCAUAUUUAUCUUAUUGAGGCGUUGCCUGUUCGACAAUGAUGAUGAGGUCCGAGAUAGAGCUACUCUUUAUUUGAACAGUCUUGGUGAUGGUUCAGUUACUGAAACUGACAAAGAUGUAAAGGAAUUUUUGUUUGGAUCACUUGAUAUACCACUAACAAAUAUUGAGACUACUUUGAGAAACUAUGAACAGAAUCCUACAGAAGAGCCUUUUGAUAUCAAUUCUGUACCCAGGGAGGUAAAGUCUCUGCCCCUUGUCGAGAAGAAAGCCCCAGGAAAGAAGCCAACUGCUUUGGGUGGUCUACCUCCUGCACCCACUUCUGCAUCCGAUGCUUAUGAAAGGCUUCUCUCCUCUAUUCCUGAAUUUGCAAAUUAUGGAAAGCUUUUCAAGUCGUCAGUGCCAGUGGAGCUUACAGAAGCAGAAACUGAGUAUGCAGUUAAUGUCGUCAAGCACAUAUUUGACCAACAUGUGGUGUUUCAGUACAAUUGCACAAAUACAAUACCAGAGCAGCUGCUUGAAAAUGUGACUGUUAUUGUGGAUGCUUCUGAAGCGGAGGAAUUCUCUGAAGUAGGAGUCAAACCUUUGAAAUCACUUCCUUAUGAUACACCAGCCCAAACAUUUGUGGCAUUUGAGAAAGCUGAAGGUGUCCCCGCGGUUGGAAAAUUUUCUAACACGUUGAGGUUCACUGUUAAAGAGGUUGAUACCUCUACUGGAGAGGCUGAAGAUGAUGGUGUGGAAGAUGAAUACCAGCUAGAAGAUUUUGAGGUUGUAGCCGCUGAUUACAUUCUAAAAGUGGGAGUCUCUAACUUUAGGAAUGCAUGGGAAAGCAUGGACCCUGAUACGGAGCGCAUAGAUGAAUAUGGCCUUGGGCCCAGGGAAAGCCUUGUCGAGGCUGUUAAUGCAGUCAUCAGUCUUCUUGGCAUGCAGCCUUGUGAGGGCACAGAGACGGUCCCAAACAACUCAAGAUCGCAUACAUGUUUAUUAUCUGGUGUGUACAUAGGCAACGUGAAGGUGCUUGUCCGUUUGUCAUUUGGAAUGGAUGCGACGAAAGAGGUGGCGAUGAAAUUAGCUGUGAGAUCCGACGAUGUGAAUGUGAGUGAAGCCAUUCAUGAAAUAGUUGCUAGUGGAUAGUCAACU